Molecule: messenger RNA, 175 nt
Organism: Amoebophrya sp. A120
Lineage: Eukaryota; Dinophyceae; Syndiniales; Amoebophryaceae
Source: the annotation of a GenBank genome assembly
UGAUGAUGGCACGCUAGCACUUACAUACCACGAAGAAGAUCGCGGCAAAGUAUUGAAAAUUUUGGAAGAAAUAGCGAUAGCGUGCGAAAUAAUGUACACUCGUGAGGGGCAAUUCCUGGCACCCCAGAAGUGCGAGUUCACGUCGUCAGAUAGAGAGGAAGAGAGGAGGAAAGAA